ACACAUAGCCCCAGCUGAAGAGGAAGCUACAGACGACUCCAAGCCCAAGCCAAAGAUGUUUAUGCCAAAUAUUGCACCACCGAAGAUACCAGAGGGUGAGAAAGUGGACUUUGAUGACAUUCACAGGAAACGUCAGGAGAAAGACCUGCAGGAGCUGCAAUCCCUGAUUGAGGCCCAUUUUAUCCAGAGGAAGAAGGAGGAGGAGGAGCUCAUCGCCCUGGUCAACCGCAUUGAAAAGCGGCGAGCUGAGCGAGCAGAGCAGCAGAGGAUCCGUGCGGAGAGGGAGAAGGAGAGGCAGGCCAGGCUUGCGGAGGAGAAGGAAAGGAAGGAACAAGAAGAACAGCGCAAGAAGCAAGAUGAGGAUGCCAAGAAGAAGAAGGUCCUGACCAACAUGACUCAUCAGUAUGGAAGCAUCCAGCAGAAGGGUGAGGGUCGCAAAGGAGCCAAAAAACAAACUGAGAGAGAGAAGAAAAAGAAGAUUCUGGCUGAGAGACGGAAGGCCCUGAGCAUCGACCACCUGAAUGAGGACAAACUAAAAGAAAAGGCCACUGAGCUCUGGCAAUGGAUGAUGCAGCUGGAAGCGGAGAAGUUUGACCUCACAGAGAAACUGAAGAGGCAGAAAUAUGAUAUCACUCAGCUCCUGGCUCGCGUUCAGGAUCACCAGAGCGCCAAAGGCCGUGGCAAGGGCAAGAUGGGAGGCCGGCUGAGGUAAAGGGAGAAUGGCAGGUGGCAGCAGGAGGCUCCGGAGGGAAGCAGACAAAGACAGUGUGGCUGUUUUCCAGCUAUUUCUUGCUGCACUGGGAGCAUUCAAGUUCAUUUGGAUGUAUAAUAUGUACAAAUAAAGCAAUCACUGCACUG
Brienomyrus brachyistius is the source of this 858-nucleotide messenger RNA. RefSeq names its product troponin T2e, cardiac (gene tnnt2e). The record is from RefSeq and is a predicted model, not a curated record. The transcript is spliced from 10 exons. The coding region runs from base 56 to 712 and encodes 218 amino acids. Gene Ontology annotation, biological process: regulation of muscle contraction; cardiac muscle contraction; sarcomere organization. Lineage: Eukaryota; Metazoa; Chordata; Actinopteri; Osteoglossiformes; Mormyridae. Gene Ontology annotation, molecular function: tropomyosin binding; troponin I binding; troponin C binding. Gene Ontology annotation, cellular component: troponin complex.